Molecule: messenger RNA, 975 nt
Organism: Purpureocillium takamizusanense
Lineage: Eukaryota; Fungi; Ascomycota; Sordariomycetes; Hypocreales; Ophiocordycipitaceae
Exons: 3
Coding region: 1-975 (324 amino acids)
Cellular component (GO): mitochondrion
Molecular function (GO): oxidoreductase activity
Source: RefSeq, a predicted model, not a curated record
AUGGCUGCCGCGACCAGACCAGGGCAUCUCGAGCGGACGGCGGAGGAGCCGAGAGACGAGCGGCUCCACGAGGUGAGGCUCAGUCGGGUAGAGCAAGUCAACGAACGGAUAAGGCUGUUUCGUCUCGAGCUCCAGUCCGGGCAGGCAGCAAAGUUCAUGCCCGGCCAAUGGCUAGACACGUACGUGCCGGGCAUUGCGAAAGCGGGAGGCUUCACCAUCACCUCGGUGCCGUCGUCCGGCGGCGCUGCUGGCAAGGCUGCCGAUGCUGAACCGCCGCCGCCGCCGUACUUUGAGCUCGCGGUGCAGGAGUCCCCCGACAACGAGGUCGCGGCAUGGCUCUGGAGGGCGCCGGAGGAGAUUGUGGGAGCGUUGCUACGGGUGCGCAUCGGCGGGAGCUUCGUGUUCCCCCCUCUGGCGGCGCCUACAGAGGCGAGUUCGAGCGUGCGGCAACAUGGACAGCAGCAGUGGAACAUUGGCACCGUCCGGAACGUCUUCUUUGUCGCCGGCGGCGUUGGCAUCAACCCGCUCGUGAGCAUGCUGGGCGCUCUCGCCGAAACAAGCCAGCCCCCCGGCGGCGACCGCGACGCGCCUCACGUCUACGUCUUGUACGCGACGAAGAUGCCGGCGAGCGGCAACCUCAGCCACGUGCUGUUCCUGGAGAGGGUCGCGAGAUGGUUCGAUGAGGGUCGCUUGCGGGGCCUGCUACGAGUCUACGUCACCGAUGGUAGAGGGGGAGCUCGCCUCCCGCCAGAGGGGGCAUGCACACUGCACGGCGCCCAGGUCGAGAUCCGGCACGGCCGCAUUGUCGAGGGACAGGUCCGGGCCAUGGUCGGGAGCCAGGAUCCCGGGACCAGCCUUGUGUAUGUCUGCGGCCCGCCGACAAUGACGGAUCAAAUGGUCGCGUCGCUCACGUCGCGAGCUGAGGGCAGCCCCAUCAUAGACCCUGGGCUCGUCUUAACGGAGAAGUGGUGGUAA